UCUAAUGGUUAGAGUCUAACCCAUGGCGGUCUCUCCACCACCCCAGGACAAGCCAAGCAAAGUCCCUUCAGCUCUAGAACUGCCACAGAGGCUGGCGCCAAGCCUGGAGAAAAACCCUGAGUCUUCAGGAGAGGAAGAGUCAUGCAUAUUGAGGGCCACAACUGCAGCUCAGACCCUAGCCAGUAUCAUUCGGCCUUGUUUUGGCCCCUAUGGCCGGCAGAAGUUCCUGGUGACUGCUAAGGGAGAAACAGUGUGUACAGGUCAUGCAGCUGCCAUCCUUAGGGCUCUGGAGCUAGAGCACCCAGCUGCCCAGUUUGUCCGAGAAGUAGCCCAAACACAGGCAGAGAACACUGGGGAUGGCACAGCCUUUGUAGUUCUCCUGACAGAAGCCUUGCUGGAGCAGGCCCAGUACCUUUUGUGGGCUGGCUUAGCUCGAACCCAGAUCCGGGAGGCCUUUGCCACGGCCACAGCAGAAGUCUUGACCGCUCUACCUUCCCUGGCCAUCCGCUCUCUAGGGCCUUUGGAAGACCCAUCCUGGGCCCUCUGUUCUGUGAUGAACACCCACAUGCUGUCUGACAUAGAGUAUUUAACCAAGCUUGUGGCUCACGUGUGCUGGGUUAGCAGGGAGCCAAAUGGCAGCUUCAAGCCUGAGCGUAUUGGGGUGUGCACUCUGCAGGGUGGGACACUGACUGAUUCUCGCAUUCUCCCGGGGUUAGCAAUAUCUGGAAAGCCCUGUGGACAAAUAACUGAGGUACUAGUUGAUGCCAGGGUGGCCCUAUUCAUUUGCCCCUUUGGUCCUACAGAUUCAUUUUCAUUGGCCACACCCCGUCUCUCCAGCCCGGAAGAGCUACUAAGAUUUCUGAAACAAACUGACCAAGUGCAAAAGGAAAUAACCCACCUGGCCUCUAUGGAAAUUAAUGUGGCGGUGGUAUGGGGGGAGGUUAAUGAGAAGAUGGUAGUCCAGGCUGACAACUGUGGCAUCAUGGUGAUUCAAGCCAAUUCCCGAAAGGAGAUGGUCUACCUGAGUGAGAUGAUGGGUACUCCUCUGCUGACUCGCCUGCUGCCUCCCCUGGAGCCUGGGAGGUGCCAGAAGGUUUAUAGGCAGGAGUUGGAAGACGGCAUGGUGGUAGUGUUUGAGUGGGAACCUGAGAGUGCUCCAUCUCUCACCGUGAUCCUUAGGGGGCCCACCAUCCAGGGACUUCGGGGUGCAGAGCAGGCUGUCUACUAUGGCAUUGAUGCAUUUUACCAGUUGUGUCAAGAUCCCAGACUGCUACCAGGAGCUGGUGCCACAGAAAUGGCUCUAGCAAAAAUGCUGACGGACAAAGGAAGCCGACUGGCAGGCCCCAAUGGUCUGGCCUUCCUGGCAUUUGCCCAGGCCCUGAGUACUCUGCCUAAAACCUUGGCAGAAAAUGCUGGCUUAGCUACCCAAAGUGUGAUGGCAGAAAUGAGUGGAAUUCACCAAGUUGGGAACUUCCUCAUUGGAGUGGGAACAGAUGGGAUAAUAAAUGUGGCCCAGGAAGGGAUAUGGGACAUCCUGAGGGCCAAAGCCCAAGGACUGCAAGCAGUCGCUGAGCUGGUGCAGCAGCUGGUGAGUGUAGAUGAGAUCAUAGUGGCCAAGAAGACCCCUCCUGCCUACCAGCAGAUUACAAGGCCCACCUUGAAGGUAAAGGGUUCCUCACCCCUGAGAGAAAAAAUUUAUGGAAAGUAUGUAUAG
Molecule: messenger RNA, 1714 nt
Organism: Phodopus roborovskii (desert hamster)
Lineage: Eukaryota; Metazoa; Chordata; Mammalia; Rodentia; Cricetidae
Gene: Cct8l2
Product: chaperonin containing TCP1 subunit 8 like 2
Exons: 1
Coding region: 23-1714 (563 amino acids)
Biological process (GO): protein folding
Cellular component (GO): chaperonin-containing T-complex
Molecular function (GO): ATP binding; ATP-dependent protein folding chaperone
Source: RefSeq, a predicted model, not a curated record